Molecule: messenger RNA, 249 nt
Organism: Fusarium oxysporum Fo47
Lineage: Eukaryota; Fungi; Ascomycota; Sordariomycetes; Hypocreales; Nectriaceae
Exons: 1
Source: RefSeq, a predicted model, not a curated record
CCUAGUUCUACUCUGCUAGUUUUCUUUAGUGGAAUCCUAGGAUUCUCUUUAUCUUCGGGGACGUUUCUUUCAGCGAAGUUAUAUACGCCUUACCUCUCAGGCUUGUUAUAUAUUCAGCGCUUAUUGUUCCUUGAGAUAGUGCUCCCCCUUUGUAAAUACCCCACUCUGGAGUUAUUGCAGCGUCCACGGACAAAACAAUUGGAAAGGCUCGAAGUCGUGAGAAAGAAAUGCAUGGUAAUAGGGUCCUAG